GCUGAAGCAGGAGGAGGAGGAGGAACCAGGAGAGCCGGGCCCUCCUUCAGGAGCACAGCUGACUCGGCACAUUCAGGAAAAGAAACGGCAGACGGAUGGCGGGCCGGACCCUGGACUUUCUCUGAUCCGAUCGGUGCCGGGGCCUUCAGGCAGCAGAUCCAGACCCCUUCCAGUCACUGCAGCCGGAUUCAUCCGGUCGUUCCUGACGAGACGGAGAUGGAGGCGAGGAGAGACGGGACAUUGUUGGAACUCUGACGGACGGAGGGAGAGAUGGGAGAGAGGGGGGCGGGAUGAAGGAGGGGGAGACGCUGCUGACCUCCAUGUGAACCGCAAGACCCACAUCCCUGAGACCGGAUUCACAGAACCCAGAGACCAAAACUAAGCCCUCAAACCGGACUUGAAGAAACACACUCAUUGUAACCACUGAAUCAGAACCUGCAGACCCAGAGACCCAGAGACCGGCACCGCUGACCCAGAGACCAGGAACGCAGACCCAGAGACCGUAACCGUAACCCAGGACCGCAGACCGAGACACCGGGACAGCAGACCCAGAACCAAGAAACCGGGAGCAGGACCACAGACUGGAAACUGCCAACUGAAUUUGCAGCGCUGGAAUCCAGAGACAGAACUGUGUAGAUCCAGACACUGGAACCACAGAUUGACCCACAGAAGUGGGAACAGAACCCAGGACUUGCAGACUGGACUGGUACCAGGACCUUGAUAUUAAAACCUCCUACAGAUCAGCAACACGGUCUGGCCACAGUGGAUCUUGCAGACCCAGAACCCAGAGGCCGCCCCACUGAAGCUGAACCCGGGUCUGGAUGGAGAACAAAGCGAGGCCAGUACCAUCGCGGUGUUUCUGUGAAACCCAAACGUCUGAGGCCAGAAGCGUCCCCACCAAGUCCCUGGAUUCUGAUGAGCUGAGUGGGAGCAGCGACCUCUGAGCUCCACAGGUGUGGACCUGCAGACCCUCUCAGGUGCUGGGAUGCAGCUGAACCGGGCCUGCAGUGCCAUGCCCGGGUUCAGCUGCCCUCCUCCUCCCCCGCCGCCACCGCCUCCCCCCUCCUCCUUCUCCAGCAGGUUCAGCACCAUGAGGUUCUCCUACCACCUCCCCACAGCGGCAGCACACGGCAGCGCCACCUGCAGGACAGGACCCUCCUCCUCCUCCAGUUCCAGCGUGCUGACAAAGAGCCUCCCUCUGGAGCCGUCCUGCUCACCGUGCGGCCACCAGGUGGCGCCUGAUGGGGACGUCCCCGAGCAGUCAGGCUCCGACCCUGGACCCGGCUCCCCAUUUUCAGGCCCGGCCUCCCUGAAAGAAGGGGCGGGUCUAACUGAGCAUUGCAGCUCUGUGAAUGACACGGGGCCACCGGAGCUGCCGGUUACCCUGGUAACGCCACCAUGUCGGAGCAGACCGCCACUACUGGGGCCCAAACCUCUGGUGCCACCGAAGCCCCCCCACCUCCAACAACAGGCCGGAGGGUCAAGGCCACGGCCCCGGGCCUUAGACAAGCCCCUGCCACCUCCGCCCCCCUGCAGACCCCUCCCAGCAGACCCCCGGGGAGGCUGGCCCCCGCCCAACCAGGCAGACGACACUACCCCCCCCAGCUGUGUCCUCUCGCUUAUAGAGAAAUUUGAGCGAGAGCAGAUCAUUGUUGUUCCUGACAUCACCGGGGGAGCUCUCUGUCCCCGCCUCCAGGACCCCCCCUCCUCCCUGUCUUCUUCUAGACCUUCAUCCCCGCUGUCAUCAUCGGUGCUCUCCCCUCCCCCGUCAGAGAGGGAGCCCCCCAGUGACAUCACAUCUGAUGAUGAUAUCACUCAGGAGGGGGAGGGAGGGGAGGAGCAGGUACCUGCUGAUGACGACGAUGAUGAGGAUGAUGAGGAUGAAGAGCUGGCGGCGGCGUGCUGUGACGAGCUCCACCAGAAGCGUCUGUCCAUGGAGUCAGGUUACAGCCCCUCAGAGAAACACCUGGAGGACGAGGCGGUUGCCGUGGAGAUGGGCGACCAACAGCAGCAGCCAUCGCUGCUGUGUGACCAAUCAGAGCUGCCGUCCGAGCGUCUGUCCCUCCCGUCCUCGCAGACGGACGGGAAGCUGGCCAACCGCGACAGCGGCAUCGACAGCAUCAGCUCGCCAUCACACAGCGAGGAGCUCUGCUUCGCCAGCGUGGACGACGGGGGCGUGGCUUAUCCCUGCAGCCCCGCCCUCCUGCCCCGCCUGUCCAGCUCCUCCUCCUACGCUGGGGAGGGGGAGGAGGGGGAGGCCAGGGCCGGGGGCAGGACGAGGAGGGAGUUCUCUGAGGAGGGAGACAGCGACCUGGAGGAGGAGGAGGAGGCAGAGCUGACUCUGGUGCUGGAACCCCCGAAGACGGACAGGCAGGACUCUUCAGAGCUGUCCGUCCACCAGAGAGUCUUCAACAUCGCCAACGAGCUGCUGCACACGGAGACGGCCUACGUGUCCAAGCUCCACCUCCUGGACCAGGUUUUCUGUGCCAGGCUCCUGGAGGAGGCGCGCUGCCGCUCCUCGUUCCCCUGCGACGUGGUCCAGGGCAUCUUCUCCAACAUCUGCUCCAUCUACUGCUUCCACCAGCAGUUCCUGCUGCCAGCGCUGCAGAAGCGCAUGGACGAGUGGGACUUGAACCCCCGCAUCGGUGACAUCCUGCAGAAGCUGGCUCCGUUCCUGAAGAUGUACGGGGAGUAUGUGAAGAACUUUGACCGGGCCAUGGAGCUGGUGAACACCUGGAUGGAGAGGUCGGCUCAGUUCAAGGCCAUAAUCCAGGAGAUCCAGAGGGAGGAGCGCUGUGGGAACCUGACUCUGCAGCAUCACAUGCUGGAGCCGGUCCAGAGGAUUCCUCGCUAUGAGCUUCUGCUCAAAGAUUACCUGCAUCGACUGCCAGAGGAUGCGCCGGACCACCGAGACGCCCAGAAGUCUCUGGAGCUGAUCGCCACAGCAGCCGAGCACUCCAACGCCGCCAUCAGGAAGAUGGAGCGAAUGAGGAAGUUACUGAAGGUGUAUGAGCUGUUAGGAGGCGAGGAGGACAUCGUUAAUCCAACUAAUGAGCUCAUUAAAGAAGGACACAUCCUGAAACUGUCCAACAAGAAUGGCACCACGCAGGACCGGUACCUCAUCCUGUUCAACGACCGCCUCUUGUACUGUGUCCCCAAGCUGCGUCUGAUGGGUCAGAAGUACGGCGUCCGCACUCGCAUCGAUGUGGACGGCAUGGAGCUGAAGGAGACCAGCAGCGCUGCCGUCCCCAGAACCUUUCUGGUGUCAGGAAAACAGAGGUCCCUCGAGCUGCAGGCCAGGACAGAGGAGGACAAGAAGGACUGGAUCAAGGCCAUCCAGGCGACCAUCCAGCGCCAUGAGCAGACGGCCGAGAGUUUCAGACACCUGAGCUGUUCCCUGCGAGACGACGAGUCCACGCCGCCUCACUCCCCGAGUUGUGUCGAGUUGGGAAAACGAGCUCCGACUCCCAUCAGAGAGAAGGAAGUGACUCUAUGCAUGAAGUGUCAGGAACCCUUCAACUCCAUCACCAAGAGACGGCACCACUGCAAAGCCUGUGGACACGUGGUUUGUGGGAAGUGCUCCGAGUUCCGUGCACGUCUGUCAUACGACAACAACCGAACUAACCGUGUUUGCAUCGACUGCUACGUCACCCUCGUAGGAGCGUCGCCGUCGCCUGCUGGACUGAGCAGCAGCAGCCAGAGGAGGCGCUCCAUCCUGGAGAAACAGGCCUCGCUCGCAGCAGAAAACAGUGUGAUGUGUAGUUUUCUCCACCACAUGGAGAAGGGAGGGGGGCGGGGCUGGCAGAAGGCGUGGUUCGUCAUCCCGGAGAACGAGCCGCUGGUGCUCUACAUCUACGGAGCUCCACAGGACGUGAAGGCGCAGCGCAGCGUGCCUCUCAUUGGCUUUGACGUUUCUCUGCCCGAGUCAUGUGACCGGCUGGAGCGACGUCACGCCUUCAAGAUCUCCCAGAGUCACCUGACCCUGUACUUCUGCGCUGAGGGGGAGGAGCUACAGCGCAGGUGGAUGGAUGUCCUGUCACGGGCCGGGCGAGGGGAGGAGCCACUGAUUCACCAACCAAUCGCGGAGAGUCUGGAGGAAGAAGGGGAGGAGCUUGUUGCUGAAGCGGAGGGGGAAAACACGUGAUUCUGGAAGACGCAGGAUGACGAUGAAGACGAUGAAGGUGGGGUCUUAGAAUGAGGAUCAAACUGAUUGGAAACCAGAACUGAUUCAGAAUUAAUCCAGAACCUAUUCAAGACAAAACGGGAUCAAAUCACAACCAAUCCAGGGCCUAAACAAAGAACAACUAAAACCAAUCUAAACCAGACAACUAAGAUCCUCAAUCCCUCCAAAAUAAAACAAUUUAAAUCAUCAAAUUCAACUUUUCUGCGCCUCGCGGGAAGUGUGUAUGGCCUACGUGGGUGGAGUUUCUUCUGAUUGGACUCGCAUGUGAGACAAAGCUUUCCUUCUCACUUUCUAAAUGCUUCAUCAGCCUCCGCUGCCAUCGCCAUGGAAACGCCCCAUCCAGAGCGGCGACAUCACACCCAGAGCAGAAGUAACUGUUCUCAUCUGGUCUUAACCCUACCACAGUUUACAGAACAUCUUUGAGUUCUGGCUGGAGACCCAGGUGAAAACAAUCGUCUCUGAUUGGACCGUUCCUGCUGUCAGUCAACAUGAAGCACAUCUACCAAACUUCGUUCUCUGGUGGAACCGGAUUUCUGCAGCUGUGGUCUAGUUCCCACCAAACCUUCACGGGUCACUGAGGAGGUAGAGUCCUCCCUGGUCCCUGAAGGAAGGUCCUCGAACAAACACGUUUACAUUCAUAAGAGACUUUAAACUCUUUGAUCCAACAUGUUCCUGAGCUGAACCCGCUCAGGAGGAUUUCACAAAGUUCCCAAAGUAUGCUGCCUUGUCCAGGAUCGGUUCCUGGUUCCUGCAGUUUGAAUGAAAACACAAAAAACCCUUGGUGCUGUCAGAUGAUGGACUGCAUAUUUGACUCAGAAAUCUUCUUCUUGCUCUUGUAGUUUUUAAACCACAGAAGAAGAAACUAUCUAGUCUGCCUCGAUGUUUCAUGUCAACGUUCCACAAUGUAAAAAAAUCUUCUUCCAUGCUGCGGUUGUUUCUUCUGGAGGUAACUACAUUUCCCAGGAGCCUCUGCUCUGAAGCUUGGCUGCCCUCUGCUGCUGGAGUGGGGUACUGCAGGAUAUACAGUUCUUCAGAGCCCUGCAGGACCUCUUCAGUUCUCAGUGUUUUAUCUACAGAGGUGGUUUUGUCCCUCAGACACGCGUCCCUAGUUUGUUUCUUCUGUCCAACCAACCUUUCAAACGCAGACGGAUGAAGCAGAAGCUGAAUCCUAAAGAAGCAGAGGAAGAGUCAUCGUGUCUGGGUGACGUCCCUCUCUGUGGGUGACCAGGAUCAGGACGGGAGACCAACGUUCCUCGGACCUACAGGUUUCUGAAGACGGGUGUUUCAAGUCCCGUUGAUUCCAGCCAGAAAUGGGCCUGUGGUUGGAAGGAGCAGGUCUAGAAACUGGUUGGACCGGGCCCUCCUCACCUCGGUUAGCAUUAGCUAGCUAGUUUAGCUCAGUCCAUGCUAAUCAUUGUUAGCUUACAUCGUUCUGAUCAAUCCAUCAAUUCUGUUGCUAUUGACCCAUCUGGGACGAGGAUACCCAGUGCUCAGACCGAGACACCUUUGCUCCCAGACUGCCCUAACCCCCAGCCCAGAACCAGUCCAGCCCAGAACCAAUGCAGAACCAGUCCAGCCCAGAACCAGUCCAGUCCAAAGCCAGUCCAGCUCAGAACCAGUCCAGCCCAGUGCUCAGUCCGGCCCAGAGCCGGGUCAGAACAAUUAUAGCAAACCUGGGUCUAGACACCAACAGCAGUUUCGGCACCAGGCUGUCUUCUCACCUCUGCCGCCGCCAGGAAGUUCCUCCUGCUGGGGUUUUUAGAGCGUUGUUUGCUUUCCCUAUUGAAGAUGUCACCUCAUCAUUAACGGCGUGUGAGCACAUCGUGAAUAAAAAACAAACUUAUUGUAUUUGUUUGUUGUGAAACUGUACAGGCCGCAAGUGUAGGCGGUCUCCAUGGCAACGACCAGUUUGGUGUUGGUGGUUUUUGUAUCAACAUGGAGCCAACCCAUCUUUAAAGAACUGUACUAUCUUGUAUUGAACACCAGGGGGCCGGAUCCACAUGUAGGGGGCCGGUUGAAAUGAGGCUGAAGGGCAUUUAUCUCCAUUUUAACAUGGAAGUCAAUGGAGAUCUCUCUGUUGGAUCCGGACCCUAGUGAUCAGUAGAAGAAACCCAGGUCUGGAUCCGGACCCUAGUGGCAGGUGGAGGAACCGCAGUCUUCCUUAUUGGCUUCAAAAAGGAAACUUCAAAAAAUAAAACUGAAGGUUUCAUCCUUCCAGUCUGAAGAAUAACACAGUUUAUCUCCUCAGUUGCCUGAGUUUUUUCCAAAAUGAUUUCGAAAGGAUCGGAGCUCCUAACUUCCAGCCGGGAUCUCUUUAACAGCAACAAGCAGGGUUUUUGAAGUGAGCUUGUUAUUUUGAGCCAGUCUUCAGUAAAGUUAGAUCAGACCGGACCAACCAAGAGGGACUUCACAGAAACCUUCUCCACAUGGAUCCUGGUCCAGGGGGUUGGGUCACUUCAAUCAGGAACGAUCCCAUCCACUGACAGGAAGUAGAGCGUCAGACGUUGUUUUCUUUUCCAUUUUUGGAUGCAGGAGGUGAAUCCAUUAGCGAUUAGACAGAGCCACUGUGAAGUGACCUGGCUCGCAGACUCUGGCUGUUCGUGGUGUCGCCUCGCAGAGGUUCGGUACUUCUUGUUUCUCCCAUUGCUGCAGUGUUUUUAUGGUGAAACACCUGAAUCUCCUCGUUGUUUCUCUGCUGCGGCGACGAUCCCAUCAGACUUGUCGUAGGAUAUUUUCUGUGUUCGUGAGUCUGGCUUGUGUUCAUGUUGCAGAAGAAAACAAAGUGCAGAUUUUGUAAAUAUAAUUUAUUCUCCCGCGACCCGCCGGUCAUGUGACUGUGUCUCAUGAUCAGCGGUCCAAUCAGAGCCAGGCAGGCGGUUCGAGGUCGGUGAAGGUUAAGUUUAAGGAGUCUUUUAUGAAGAUGCAUGUUGUUUCAUCUCUGACACACACACACACACACACACACACACAAGAUGCCGCUCUGGUUGCCACUCAGAACCCGUCACCAUGGCAACCCCUGGCUGCUGCUCAGAACCCGUCACCAUGGCAACCCCUGGCUGCUGCUCAGAACCCGUCACCAUGGCAACCCCUGGCUGCUGCUCAGAACCCGUCACCAUGGCAACCCUUGGCUGCUGCUCAGAGCCCAUCACUGUGGCAACCCUUGGCUGCUGCUCAGAACCCGUCACCGUUCGGCCAUAUUGAUCUCUAUUCAUGUUAAUCAGCACCAUGACAGACUUCUGAUAGUGACUGAAAAACCUGUUUCUGUUUCCUAUGUGCUCUAGUGAGCAUCGUGUUAGUUCUCGUUGCCCCACUGCUCCCCGCUCACUCUGUUGUUACUGGUUAUCUUCCUAAACCACAUUGCUACAUGUUACUGGUCUGAGGGGGGUGGGCCUGACCCCGCAUGGGGGUCGUAGACUGUAGAAAACAAUGGACCACAUAUCCAGACAUGACCCAUUGAGUCCCAUAAGGGCGGUCAGUAUGUGGUCCUGCGUUGAACCAGUGACCUCUCCAGGGCAACUCCCGAAGAGAGCUGGGAGGAACUCAAGCAGAUCCCUGCGACUCGGAAUAGGGAUGGAUGGAUGGAUGGAUGGAUGGAUGGAUGGAUGGAUGGAUGGAUGGAUGGAUGGAUGGAUGGAUGGAUGGAUGGAUGAAUGGGUGAUAGAUGGAUGGACGGCUGGAAAGACCCAUCCUGCAGAUCCCGUGUCGCAGGUUGUUGAACCAUGAGCCAGCCCAGUCUGAGAACCACAGCCUUCAUCUAAUCCUCCCAACACCUGAACUCUAGGUCUGACUUGGACCCCAGAAAUGAUUUCAGCCUCAUUAAGACGGGUUCUGGUCCAAAGAGGCUUGUGAUUUUACCAAACAUGCAGCUAAACGCGGCUAACACUUUCACGAACAAAGAGAUGAAACGCCUGGAACAUGCAGGACACUCUUUAAACUACACCUCGCUGCCUCAGGAACCGGUUCUGAGUGGUCUGAUGUCCUCGUGUUCUCAGCAGGUGUCUGGAGAACAGCGAGGAUGGAAGGAAAUGGCCAGUAACCCGGUUCUGCUGGUCCUCAUCAGCAGGAAACACCUUGUUUUGUUUCGGUCCAUUUUUCAGUUGGUACCACCGCUGUGGAGGUUCUGACUGGUUAUAAUUGGUUUACCUGGUUCUAGCUAUCCUGAUUUUAUCUGGUUGUAUCCUGACUGGUAAACCCAGUCGGUUUUGACUGGUUCCAGUAACCAAUAUUUCUCACUUGGUGGCUUAAAAGGAACAUGUGAAGGGUUUUGCAUCUGCAGGCAGUUUGAACCAGUCAGAACUAGUGUGACCCAACAAGCAGUCUCAGCUCCACCACAGCUGGUUCUGUCCGGUAUCCUCCGGGUUCUGUGUUACAGAGUGAAGUUCUCACGCUUUUAUGUUCAUUUUUGUCUUAAUCUUUUACUGGUUUAACUAACUAGCCCCCUGUCCCUGCUGGGAACGCUGGUCUCCAGCACACUUUUUUUCUUUUUUUAAGUGCUGUUGCCAUGGAAACAUUCAGAUUAAGCACGUCAGGCAGAUAAUGAGGAUCUUAUGAGUUAUGUUACCAUAGCAACCAGCUGACAGUGUAAAAGGCGCUGUGUUGCUAUGGCAACCACAAGUUCUAGAGUUGCGAUCUUACAUUGUUCCUGAACCCAUGUUACCAUGACUACAGCAACGUGGCGGGGUCUUUGCCUUUAUAUUGUGUUCAUUCUCUCUUGUUGUUGAUUAUUAAAAACUGACUGAUUGAUUGCAGGUUAUCGGUUAGUGGCCGGCCACUGCCUUCCAUGCUGUCGUUGUCUGUUUCCCCUCAUGCACCUCUAUCAGAAAAUUAAGUGACAAAUGUUAUAAAGGAGGUUAUAAAUGAAAU
This is a messenger RNA of Cololabis saira (Pacific saury), 9046 nucleotides long. RefSeq names its product FYVE, RhoGEF and PH domain containing 1 (gene fgd1). Gene Ontology annotation, biological process: cytoskeleton organization; filopodium assembly. The transcript is spliced from 18 exons. Gene Ontology annotation, molecular function: metal ion binding; guanyl-nucleotide exchange factor activity. Gene Ontology annotation, cellular component: cytoplasm. The record is from RefSeq and is a predicted model, not a curated record. NCBI's taxonomy places the organism in Eukaryota, Metazoa, Chordata, Actinopteri, Beloniformes, Belonidae. Bases 986 to 4144 code for a protein of 1052 amino acids.